UGAAUAGUGAAGUUAAUAAAAAUGUAUUGUUUUCUAGAUCUAGACACUAUAGACUAUUAUGGCUACAUAGUUAGUGAAAGGUGGCUUGUAGACUAAACAAGACAAAAAACUUUCCAAAGACCCAACCAUCUUACAAGCUGCAUGCUGUCCACUUGGAUUUCACUUCAAGGUACUGGAACAACUUUGAUGACGUAAUUGCUGAAAAGUUUCAAGGAUGGGCUUUCUUUGAAUCCAAUGACGUCUAUGUCAAGAGGCAAUUUUUAUGUUUUCCUUUUAUAUACGACUAGGACAAGAUUCAUAUUGUUUGUUACAACGGAGUCAUCAAGUUUGGAAAGAGUUUAUCACAGUCUUCUGAAGGUAGCUACGAGUAUGCCAUGAAUCUGAUUGAUGCCCAAAUUUACCUCUUGCCAAUAUGUCUGCAAAUCAAAUUCCGAGACAAGAGGAAAAAGUAUAUCAUCAUGAUGGAGAAACUUGAAGGUUACAAAUACAUGAUUAGAACACUGAAAGUUCAAAAGCAAGAAAAGUUCCGAGAGAAGGAAAUGUAUCUCUGUGACAGAAUCAAGUAUCUCCACAGAGUACAAACAAACCAUGUAACCCAGACAACAAAGCUUCCUUGCAGACACCUUUACAAAUAUAUUUUAGAGGACGCCAGAAAGACUCCAGCGCCAAGCAGGCAUAGUGGGCACUAUCUCCACCUGAGAUGUCAAGCCAGACGAAAGAGUUUAGUAGACUGUAUUUGCUAUUAUACAUGUUGGUGCUGAUAGAAAAUAAUGAAAAUC
Molecule: messenger RNA, 779 nt
Organism: Biomphalaria glabrata
Lineage: Eukaryota; Metazoa; Mollusca; Gastropoda; Planorbidae
Exons: 2
Coding region: 375-761 (128 amino acids)
Source: RefSeq, a predicted model, not a curated record